Molecule: messenger RNA, 1669 nt
Organism: Arabidopsis arenosa
Lineage: Eukaryota; Viridiplantae; Streptophyta; Magnoliopsida; Brassicales; Brassicaceae
Source: the annotation of a GenBank genome assembly
AAAGAGUCGACACUGUUUAGCGAUUUUUCCAAUCAAAUCUCAGUGAGUGAUCAAUCUUCUUCUUCAUACCAAUUUCCCUCUCGAUUUCUUUAGCUUCUUACUUCACUGAGAUCGAUUGUGACUGUGGAAACCCUAGGAUGUGAUUCUAGCUGUAGAGAAGGAACAAUGGGGAAGCCAUCAACGAGUGUGUGGGCAACAUUGCAGAAAAAGAGAUGGCCUCUGAUGAUUCUCUUGGUUUUAUCUGUAUCAACACUAGGAAUGAUUCUCGUGAGAUCUACUUUUGAUUCCUGUAGUGUUAGUGGAAAGAGAUGUGGUCGAGAGAAGGAAGAUAAUAACAGUGACGUUAAGAUCCAAUCGGUUUCUGGAUCGUUGAAUCCUCUCGGUUUCAUGAAAUCGAAGCUCGUUUUGCUUGUUUCUCACGAGCUCUCGCUCUCAGGUGGACCUUUGUUGUUAAUGGAAUUGGCAUUUUUGCUUAGAGGAGUUGAAUCUGACGUUGUUUGGAUCACGAAUCAGAAACCAGUUGAAGAAGAUGAAGUGAUUAAGGUUUUGGAACACAAAAUGUUGGAUCGAGGAGUGCAGGUAAUAUCAGCAAAGAGUCAGAAAGCUAUAGAUACAGCUCUUAAGUCUGAUUUGGUUGUUUUGAAUACUGCUGUUGCUGGGAAAUGGCUUGAUGCAGUUCUCAAGGACAAUGUUCCUAAAGUUCUUCCUAAAGUACUCUGGUGGAUUCAUGAGAUGAGAGGUCACUAUUUCAAACCGGAUUUAGUCAAGCACCUUCCGUUUGUUGCGGGUGCAAUGAUUGAUUCGCACGCAACAGCUGAAUACUGGAAGAACAGAACUCAUGAUCGUUUAGGGAUUAAAAUGCCUAAAACUUAUGUCGUGCACCUAGGAAAUAGCAAGGAGUUGAUGGAAGUAGCUGAAGAUAGUUUCGCCAAGAAUGUUCUCCGGGAGCAAGUUCGAGAAUCUCUUGGAGUGAGGAAUGAAGACAUACUAUUUGGCAUUAUUAAUAGUGUAUCUCGAGGAAAGGGCCAAGAUCUAUUCCUCCGAGCCUUCCAUGAAAGUCUUAAAGUACUCAAAGAGACUAAGAAACUUGAGGUACCAACAAUGCAUGCAGUGGUAGUAGGAAGUGAUAUGAGCGCACAGACGAAAUUCGAGACAGAGCUACGCAACUUUGUCCAAGAGAAGAAACUUCAGAAAAUUGUCCACUUUGUUAACAAAACAAUGAAAGUAGCACCAUAUCUAGCGGCUAUUGAUGUUCUUGUCCAAAACUCCCAAGCCAGAGGAGAAUGCUUUGGGAGGAUAACAAUCGAAGCUAUGGCCUUUAAGCUUCCUGUACUUGGGACUGCAGCAGGAGGGACAAUGGAGAUUGUAGUGAACAGAACAACCGGUCUAUUACACAACACUGGUAAAGAUGGCGUGUUACCUCUUGCCAAAAACAUUGUGAAGCUGGCGACUAAUGUAGAGAUGAGGAAGACAAUGGGGAAGAAAGGGUAUGAGAGGGUAAAAGAGAUGUUCUUGGAACAUCAUAUGUCUCAUCGAAUAGCUUCUGUGCUCAGAGAAGUGUUGCAACACGCAAAAAUUCAUUCACAAACAACCAAUUCGGAUCAUUAAACAAAGUUUAGCACGGAAAUGCCAAUAUUAGUUCAUUUUACAAUACACACUCUUCUUGUUU